AUGCUCUCACAAAAGGCUUCAAAAAAGAGAUCCAACGAUGUUACGGAUGAAUUCGACACAGAAAGUCUGCUGAGCGACCAAUUACAAGAAAAUCUUAUACUUGAUUCGCGAUAUGAGCGAUCAAAACGAAACGGACGAUUGAACAUUUUACUACACAGUGCAAUUAUUUCUUUCUACGGUAUCAUCGCAAUUCUGCUACUGUUAUGGGGUGCAAAACUCCGUGGUACGAAAUGCGCAUGCGAGAAUGGUGCCGUUUAUUCUCCCGCAAACACGGCUGUCGAAUACCAGAAGCAAAUCAUAAAUCACAAGGUGUUUGAAGAAAGCAACUUCAAGGGCAUGCCACGGCCAGAAGUGGAUGAUGCCUGGGCGAAUCUAUUACAGUCGCUGCAAGACAACGACAUUCGCGUACAAAAACAAGAUCUCGAAAAGGCCAACCUGAAAUCGGUGCCUCUCAACGACGAAAAAGGGGGCUAUUUUGUGACCCUGGAUGUCUACCAUACUCUGCACUGCGUGAACCACAUUCGCAAGUCCUACUACUCCGACUACUACCACAACCCCAAUCCCGUUGCGCAGCAGCGGGAGCACUUUGACCACUGCAUCGAUUUACUUCGUCAGACGCUCAUGUGCCAUGGAGACAUUUCCCUGCAUCCGUUUGAGUGGAUAGAUGAGUAUAGGUUUCCCUGGCCGACGGAGCAGACAGAGCACCAGUGCCGGAACUGGGACAAGCUGGUCGCUUGGUCCAAGGAGCAUUCCAUUGCCAACUUGGAGGGCCCGAUUCUGACACAUCCGACCCUAGGUUAG
Messenger RNA from Beauveria bassiana ARSEF 2860, 801 nucleotides. Its product is annotated as tat pathway signal sequence. The transcript has 3 exons. Gene Ontology annotation, biological process: mycotoxin biosynthetic process. NCBI's taxonomy places the organism in Eukaryota, Fungi, Ascomycota, Sordariomycetes, Hypocreales, Cordycipitaceae. Bases 1 to 801 code for a protein of 266 amino acids. The record is from RefSeq and is a predicted model, not a curated record.